Molecule: messenger RNA, 2607 nt
Organism: Gopherus flavomarginatus (Mexican gopher tortoise)
Lineage: Eukaryota; Metazoa; Chordata; Testudines; Testudinidae
Gene: DCDC2B
Product: doublecortin domain containing 2B
Exons: 11
Coding region: 1298-2530 (410 amino acids)
Biological process (GO): intracellular signal transduction
Cellular component (GO): microtubule; microtubule organizing center
Source: RefSeq, a predicted model, not a curated record
GGAUGGGCAGAGGCUAUUGCUUCAGGUGACAGGGUAUAUGUUGAAGGAAAGCUCUCCAGGUGUAACCAGUUCACAAUGUAAAUAAAGCUCUUGGGUGCAUCCUUUAAUGCAUACGUCUUUCUGGCCAACUCACUUGACUCCAUUUAUUACAGACUAGCCCUGUAAACAUAUGGAGGGGUACUUCAGAAUUUGAUGGGUCCAGCCAAUGUAAACUUUGAAACUCUCUGGGCUGGUCCCAUUGAAGGCUAAUGAGCUACUAACUUGAGCAGGAUGAAGGUUUGGCCCUCUGUGUUCAAGAGCAGGAGAGGAGCUGUCAUAGGCUGGUCUCAUCACUUCACCCCCUCUGCAGAGAUGGGGAAAUCAGUAACUUUGGGAAUCAGGCUGGUAUCUAUGCUCUCAGCAGUGGAAUAGAGAGCAGGGGAAGACAGGUAAGUAUAGCUUUGUUUGCACUGAAAUAUUUUUUUAAUAGCUGGCAUGUGAGUAAGAGAUGUUUGGCUUGAAUUCCUCUGUAAACUGGUCUGCAGUAGUUCAGGCUUCCCCCCUCCCAGUCCUGCUACCAUCUUUCUACUGUAGGUACUUUUCUGGCCUCCCACUUACUACAGGAAACCUGUGGCAGAGCAGGGAAUUGAACCUGGGUCUCCCUGGUUGUGGGCUAACACCCUAAUCACUGGCCUAUCCUUCCUCUCCUGUAGGCCAGCAGGUUAGUUCAGUCCCAUAGUCCAUUUUGAUGACGGUAGCUAUGGAGCUAAUUAAUGCAAAUGCGGGGGGGGGUUGCUUUGUGAUGCAGAGGAUAGUCAACUAGGCACUGCAUUGGCACCUGCCAAACUCCUAUCACACAGGCCACUGAGCAGUUAUCAGAGAGUGACAACUUUUCAGACACCUCCACUUGGCUGGAUUUGAAUCGCCACUGCAGAGGUAAUCAGCCUUGUCUGCUCUCCUGAGCCAUCCAGUCUCCUGAUUUCGGAGCUGUGCUGGGCUGUGAGGGAGCUUUUGGUGCUGUUUGUUGUAGUAGAGGAGAGGUACUGAGGAGCUGUUUGGUUCUCGGUUUGAGUGACUCAGCCUCCAGGCCGGCUCACAAAACUCCCUCCUCUUGCUGGGCCUGCAGCCAUGGAAACGGCAAGAGUCCCUUUUAGAACACAGCUCUGAGAAGGGAGAGAGAGCACAAAGGCAGUCAGCCAGCAAGGGCUUGUGCUUAGCACAAGGGUCCCUGGGGUUUUCCUCUUCCAGCCUUUGCCCUGUGCUGAUCGCUGAUCGGCUUGUCUCUCUCUGAUCAGUGAGGUGGACGCAGCUCAAGAGGAUGAGCUCUAGCACAAUAGCUCUGGCCCCUGUGGCCAAGAACGUGAUGGUAUAUCGCAAUGGGGACUCCUUCUUCCAUGGAAGGAAGUUUGUGGUGAACCAGCGCCAGUUCCUGACCUUUGAAGCGUUUCUGAAUGAGGUGACCAGCACAAUCCAUGCCUCUGUGGCUGUGAGGAACAUCUACACCCCCAGGCAGGGCCACCGGGUCACUGAGCUGGAGGAGUUGCAGAAUGGAUGCCCGUAUGUGGCAGCUGGCUUUGAGCGGUUCAAAAGGCUAGACUAUUUAAACCCUGGAAUGAAGCAGCUCAGUGGGAGCAGGAAAAAAAAUGGCUUGCAGAUCCGCCCCAUGGUUCCCCAGAAGCUGAACUUGGCAGCACGAUGGCAGAAGCACGUCCACCUGCCCUGCAUUAUACAUGUUUUCCGGAAUGGGGAUUUGCUGAGCCCCCCUUUCCGACUGCUGCUCUCCAAGAGCAUCCUGCAGGAGUGGGACGCCAUCCUGGGCCUGCUGACGGAGAAAGCCAACCUGCACAGUGGAGCUGUUCGAAAACUCUGCCAACUGGAUGGAGUCCCGGUCUCCAGUGGCAAGGAGUUGGUGAACGGUGAAUACUAUGUGGCGGUUGGGGUGGAGAAGUACAAAAAUCUGCCCUACUUUGAACUGCUGGUGCCUAAGAAUUCUGGGCACCAGGCAUUACGGAACCAUCCAAACAACAGACGCAGGAUCCACAAUCAGGGGUUUGGUAAAAGCUAUGCCACCUCCCAGGAUGGAGCUAGCGACUCUGCCCUCAUUGAUCCACCUCAGCAGCCAGACUAUCGCAGAGUGCAGUCCACAGGAGCCGCAGAGAAAGACAAAACCCCCGUUCCUUCUCCAGCAGUGCGCAGACAAGCGAGGAAAUAUCCACGCAAAGAGGAAGAGUCUGUUUUCCACGCCAAGCCUGUCCAUGCAGGGCAAAACAGGACAAAUAGCAGGAACUUGCAACACUGGCCUGACCAAGAAGAGGGAAGUGUCUAUAAAGUGAAAGACCCGAGAAAGGAGAUGCAAGGUGCCCGGGAAGUAAUGGAGGAUGAAUACACAAAGAUGGAGCUACCUGUUGAUCAGAGAGCUGCAGAGACUGUGGAAGAAGUUAUACCAAAACACAAAAUGACUCCUCAUAGCAAGGUUGAGAGCACUGACAGAUCGCGGAAGGCCUUGACAAUGCGAAAUUACACCAGUGACUCAGAGGAGGAAGAGAACUGAAAGAGCCAUUUCUCUGACAGUGUGAAGCUCUGAAGAGUUUAUGAAGUGACUGUGAUGAAAUGGAGACCAAGUUAGCU